Hylaeus anthracinus is the source of this 6670-nucleotide messenger RNA. It is a transcript of the gene Ddx1, whose product is annotated as ATP-dependent RNA helicase Ddx1. Lineage: Eukaryota; Metazoa; Arthropoda; Insecta; Hymenoptera; Colletidae. The transcript has 12 exons. The coding region runs from base 180 to 2378 and encodes 732 amino acids. The record is from RefSeq and is a predicted model, not a curated record. Gene Ontology annotation, molecular function: RNA helicase activity; protein binding; nucleic acid binding.
CAGAAAUCUAUAACUAAUUAAUCUAGUUAUUUAUCCAAUUGUAAAUACUUAAGUAUAGGUGGCGUUAAACAUUAGCCAUAAACGCACGCAGGUUCUCUUACUAUCGCUUACAGUAUUUUAGAGCAGGAAAGCCGGUUUUUGACAUCUUUUAAAGGUUAACGUAAAUUUAAGACGUAACAAUGACAGCAUUCGAAGAAAUGGGUGUUUUGCCAGAACUUGGCCAGGCAGUUGAUGACAUGGAGUGGACAUUACCAACAGAUGUCCAAGCCGAAGCCAUUCCCCUAAUUUUAGGUGGUGGAGAUGUAUUAAUGGCUGCUGAAACUGGUAGUGGAAAGACUGGGGCAUUUUGCUUACCAGUUUUGCAGAUUGUAUGGGAAACCUUAAAAGAUUUUGAGUCUGGUAAAACUAAAAGUUCAACAGGACAACAACAGCAACAUUCUACUCAUUGGUCGCUAAGUUUAUUUGACAGAGGUCAAUCAUUAGCUGUAACUCCAGAUGGUCUAAGAUGUCAAAGUCGUGAACCAAAAGAGUGGCAUGGUUGUCGAGCAAAUAAAGGUGUUCAAGGCAAUGGAAAGUUUUAUUACGAAGCUACUGUAACUGAUGAAGGAUUAUGCCGUGUUGGCUGGUCUACAUCUCAAGCUUCAUUGGAUCUGGGAACAGACAAAUUGGGUUAUGGUUUUGGUGGAACUGGUAAAAAGUCAAAUGCGAAACAAUUUGAUAGCUAUGGAGAGGCUUUUGGAAUGAACAAUGUAAUUGGAUGUUAUCUGAAUUUAUCAAAGGGUGAAAUUAGCUUUUCAAAGGACGGUAUAAAUUUUGGUGUAGCAUUUACUUUAAAUGCCCAACAAAAAUCUCAAACGUUUUAUCCAGCUGUUGUAUUGAAAAACGCAGAAAUGUCUUUUAAUUUUGGAGCACAGCCAUUUAAAUAUCCACCUCCGAAUGAUUACACAGCUGUUGCUUCUGCUCCUAAAGAAUUCGUGAGAGAAAACCCAAUAAACAGUAGUCAGGUUCAAGGUAAAGGGGAUGGUAAACCAAAGUGUAAUGCACCUCAAGCUAUAAUCAUAGAACCUUCUAGAGAACUUGCUGAGCAAACCUAUAAUCAAAUUCAAAAAUUUAAAAAACAUUUGAAAGAUCCAGUCAUUAGAGAGUUAUUAGUUAUUGGAGGAGUAAGUGUGAAAGAACAAAUUUCAGUGUUGAAUUCUGGUGUGGAUAUAGUAGUUGGAACACCAGGACGUUUAGAAGAUUUAAUACAAGGCGGAUAUUUAGCAUUAACACAUUGCAGAUUUUUUAUUUUGGAUGAAGCUGAUGGUCUAUUGAAGCAAGGUUACACCGAAUUAAUCGAUCGUUUGCAUAAACAAAUUCCUAAAAUUACAUCCGAUGGGAAAAGAUUACAAAUGAUAGUAUGUUCAGCUACAUUACAUGCAUUCGAGGUCAAGAAAAUGGCUGAACGUUUAAUGCAUUUUCCAACAUGGGUAGAUCUUAAAGGUGAAGAUGCAGUACCCGAAACAGUGCAUCAUGUUGUUGUAACAGUAGAUCCACAGAAAGAUACUUGUUGGCAAAAUUUAAGAAAAUCUAUACAAACUGACGGUGUACAUAACAGAGACAAUAUAAGACCUGGAAGCAACAGUCCUGAGACUCUUUCUGAAGCUGUGAAGAUAUUAAAAGGUGAAUACUGUAUUCGCGCUAUCAAGGAACACAAUAUGGAUAGAGCAAUUAUUUUCUGCAGAACCAAGUUGGACUGCGAUAACCUGGAGCGAUAUUUGAAACAGUCAGGUGGAAAUCAGUUUUCAUGCGUGUGUUUGCACGGCGAUCGAAAACCUCCUGAACGUAAAGCUAAUUUGGAAAAAUUCAAGAAGCAGGAAGUCAAAUUCUUAAUCUGCACCGACGUUGCAGCCAGAGGAUUGGAUAUUUCAGGAUUACCUUUCAUGAUUAAUAUAACUCUACCCGAUGAGAAAUCGAACUACGUACAUCGUAUAGGUAGAGUUGGUAGGGCCGAAAGAAUGGGUCUAGCUAUUUCUUUAGUUAGCAAAGUACCUGAAAAGGUAUGGUAUCACGGGGAAUGGUGUCCUACUCGCGGAAAAAACUGUCAGAAUACUAAUCUUACCAACCAGGGUGGUUGCUGUACCUGGUACAACGAACCAAACUAUUUAGCUGAGAUCGAGGAUCAUUUAAACGUUACAAUUCAACAAAUUGAGCCAGAUUUCAAAGUUCCGAUGAACGACUUUGACGGAAAAGUUACUUACGGACAAAAGAAAGCAAAUAUGGGUUCAAACUAUCAAAAUCAUGUUCAACAAAUGGCACCCUAUGUCUCCCAGUUAACUGCGUUAGAAUCGAAAACGCAACUUCUCUACUUGAAAAGACAUAUGGCUGCUGCAAAUUAAUUACUUAAUCUCCGAUAUGUUACUCUAGUAUACGGAUAAUCUCUUAAUAUUUAUAAACAGUGUGUACUUUUACAUAUAAUGUACAAAUUUGUUACAAAUAAUAUAAUCUCGAUUAACGUAUAAUUUGAUAGCCAGACUUUACGAUCACCUGAACGUGAAUGAACUCGUAAGAGAGCUUACAUAAUAUUCUUAUAUAAAAAGAAAAAAAAAACGUGUACGAUGUAAAUAGCUUUUGCAUAUGUGUAUAUAAGACAUACGGCAAGUGUUUAUUGUAUCAUUAUAAUUUUCAUAAUUGUACCAUCGGUAUUUCAGUUACACAAAUGUAUAAUACAGUGGCCUUGCAGUGUUUGGUUUUGUAAUUUUCACAAUAUCUUUUUCUUAUCGUCUUCUUUUUUUUUUCUUGCUGUAUAUGUGCAUGCGCACGCGCACGCGCGUUAUGAUCAGAAUUUUGUAUAAUAUAUCGUACUUAUAGAAUUUACUAAAUGACUUUUGUUUAAUUACACAUAAUAAUUUAUACACAUUUCUUGAAAUCAAUGGUAAACGGCUAAAGUUAGUUAUACAGUAUACAAAUCAUACCAUUUCUUCCCCGCACUCGGGUAUAUAUAUUUUCAGUGUAACGUUUUACGCGUUUCUCACUUUUCUUAAACAAUGUGUACGAUUUGCGUGUCCAAACGUUGCUUGCUUCCCAUCGCGCGGAUAUUAACGUGUUGAACCAUUUAAUUAUCCGCUAAAUAAAUUCAUUUAAUCAGCGUAGAUCCAGGAAAAUGAUUUCUUUCGAUAUUUUUCCCCCAUCAUAUUCGGACAGUCAUCACAGAACGAGAAUGAAAUAUUUUUCUUUUUUUUAUCUUUUGUAAUCUAAAAACACAUUUACAGUCGUACAUGGUCAUUCACGCUUCGCGAUACACUCACGGAGUCAUUCGUCCGCGUUAACUCGGUGAAUUAUAUUUAUAUGUAUAUAAUAUACAUAUAUGUAUAUACAUAUAUGAUAUAUAUAUUUAUUUGUGUAUUUAUAUGUAUAUCAGUUUAUCAUAUACACUACACGUCCACCCCAUGAUUCUUACUUGAAUAGCCAUCGACAAUAUGAUCUCGAAUGAUCAAUUUCUUUACGAUAUCUUUUCGCAACUUUGUUGACUCGUAUCUUUUAUGUUUCAGUUUUGUCAUAAACAUCCAUUAGUCUGUCUUAAAAAAAAAAAAGAGAUAUUAUUACUCGUUGACGUUCAGAAUAUCAUGAGGUGGACAACAUUAAUUUCAUUUCCUAACAAAUUUUCUCGAGUUACUCGGUUAUUCAUUUACAAUCACGUGUGUAUAGUUUCCCCGUUUUUUCAUUUACUUCGACGCGUUUAAUUCGUAUAAUCAGCGUUUUUAUCGUACGCAUCUCACUCUUGAACGGUUACUCCUUACUUUCGUGUCUGCGUUUCGAUGAUAAUUCAUCCUUUAAGUUCUCGCCUAAACAUAUUUCCUAAGAGACACGCAACAACGAAUUCGUUAAGAAUUAUUUAGAGGAGGUGAAUAGACAGGCUUUAGGAGAUAGGGAGCGCAAAGUGAGUGUCGGUGGUGAGCUUGGUGACUCUUUUCUCCUGCGAGUGGGAAAACUCUAGAAUAGGUACGGGGAUCAAGAAUGAAUUAGAAGGGCCUCCAGGACAAAUGGUUUAGAUUAGAGUAGCUCCUGUCUAGGUCAUCCUCUUUUCCUUCAUUCAUCUAACCUCUUGUUUGACUUAAAAACAAUAACGUGGUCUCAAGUUGGGAAUAUUGUCCGUGACCUGGUCAUAGAACGAAAGAUCACGAGGCAACUCGCGUCGAUCAAUGACAAAUCGAUCAAUCUUUAUAACAUAAGAUCACUGUUGGGUCUCUAAAUUUUCUAAUACAGCAAAGAGCUCAUGUAGGACGAAGAAUCAACAAAAAGCGUUGGGACCAUACAGAGAUGGGUAAAUUUUAUUCUAACGAUAGAUAAAUAAAACAAGAUAUCCAUUAGUGACGAUUAUUCGAUCAGUUGAACUGAGAAUAAAGAGAUUGUAUAGUACCUUUCUCUCGUUAACACCUUGCCAACCGUGGUUUUCCUCAAUUAAUUUAUCAAGAAAAAACAAUGAUGUAUUCGUGAGAAACAGAUAUGCAAAAAUUGUUCGAUUAGAAAAUUUAUAAGCAACGGUUUUUUUUAAAUAGAAAUAAUAAGAAGGGAGUGAACGAGUAAGACUAGAACACAUAACCUCAAUUUGUACUUUCUUUAAAAAUUAGUUCUUAUCUACCACCUGUGAACGUUAUCUUCGAUUUUUAAUCGCAUAUUCAGUUAGCGUAAACACGUUUAUUGUUUGGCAAAGAGGAAGGUUUCCUCGAUUAAUUGGCAAUGUGUUAAUCGACACUUUUAUCUAAAUAAACAUUUUGCACGUCUCUGCCCACGAUAUACCAGCAAAUACGAAUAUUACUCGAUAGGGAAUACUAAUGGAGCUUUUUUUAUUGAAAACUUGAGGGACUUGGUGCUAAGGGGAAAGACUGACACAUAAACCAAAGAAUCAAGGCGAUCAAAGAUUCAUAUCCUUCGAUGUUCUGCGUUACUAUACUUGACAUCCAAGAAGAACAUGUUUCUCUGAUUACCUUAGUUAGAUCUUUGAUAUGCAAGCUUCUUUAGAAAAAAUACGAAGGUUCGUCGAAGAAAUUGUUCACGUUUUGCGACAUUUAAGCACAAUUGUAUGUUUACACGUUGAAUGAAACGCUCGUUAAUCGUUAACUGGAAGUGGAAAUGUUUAAGGAACAUUCCAACGCAAAUAUUCCGUGAAAUUAUAACCGCUCGACACAAAAGUUCUUUGUGUUUUUAGUUGAAAUUCGCGUUUGCUGUUCUUAAUCGAUUCUGAUAAGUGGAUGCGCGUCUUCGAUUCACCCGGAAGAGAUAAGAAUUUUGUACGGCUGCGCCGUGAGUUGUUGAAUCAGUAAUCGUAAUCGUGAUUCGUUUGAACUUAUUGACUCUCUGUACGUCUGUGCUUGCGUCAUUGAUUUAAUGAUUCCAUCCAACCUUCGGACCAAUUUAAUAAGAUAUAAUGCUAGCCUGAUCGUAAUAAACGUUGAAAAGUGUUUUAUCCCAAAAAUUAUUGCAUCGACUUAUGCGCGUUCGCGCAUGACCACGAUCCGGGCUUUAGAUAAACUCGCAUCUUCGAAAAGAAAAUCCUUUCUUUUUUUUUCUUCUUUUGUUUUUGUUUGUUCGUUAAACGCAGAAAAUAGACAUUUCUCUUUUAUCAACACAAAAUGACUACGUUUACGAAAGACGAACACUUUUCUAUUAUUUUAAAGAUAACCACAUUUGAAAUACAAUAUUACAAUGUUUACGUUCGUUCAGAUCUGCGCUGAUCGUGGUCGUUUAAAUAAAUACAUAUGCACAUGUGUAUAUGUAUGCCUUUCAAUAUACACAUGUAUAUAUGCGUCUAGAUCGUAUUAGAUGGAUCUAAUUUAUUCCGAACGUAGCAUUCUUCUUUUUCUUUCUUUUUUUUAACAAUGAUUUGCAGCGGUAAUCGCUAAUCACAAUGACAAUGAUAAUAUUAAUAUUAACGGCAAUAAUGACAAUGGGGAUGAACGUGAUGAAGAUUAUGAACGAUGAUGAAUAAUGGCGGCGGCGACGACGGCGACGACGACGAUGAUGAUGAUAAUAAUAAUAUAAUUACAUUAUCCGCUUCAAUAAAAUCUGACUGUGUAAAGACAAUUUUUUAUCGAAUAACAGUGUAACGAUAAGACGAUCACAAUAAAUGACUCUGUAUUCUUAACAUAAACGUGAAUAUGGUAACGCAAAACGCGUAUUUGUUUAUCUACUUCGUAGACGUUGUCUGGCUUCGUCAGAAAGACGCGUAACGAUCGAAAAUUUUAUAAAAUUCCAGAAUUCAAUUCAAUUCUCUACUCGUAGGCUGGAACUCGUCGCUCAGCGAUUUAUAAAUUGUUUUAACUUCAUUUAACAUGAACCAAUUAAGAUACUCGAUGACGCAAUCGUGCAUAUCUGGAUGAAAUUAUGUCUCGUUUAAUUCAGACGCUGUUAAUCACCGUUGCAUCACCGUGCAGCAUUUUGCAUCUUGUUUCGUUACGCCGAUUCCAACCGCGCCCAGUCGUCUACUUUGACUUUCGCUUUCUUUUUUUACUUCUCUUUUAAGGCAAUACUCCCAGCAACAUGGUCCACGAAGUGUAUCGCGUGUACGUGACGAAAUGGCACGCUUCGUGGACGAUGUGUACCACACUCUGCUCUCAUCGACGAUUUUUUAUUCGCUCGAGGGGAUCGCAACAGAAAAAAAAAAGAAAUAAAAAGAUAGAAACAAGAAGAA